Molecule: messenger RNA, 1879 nt
Organism: Centruroides sculpturatus (bark scorpion)
Lineage: Eukaryota; Metazoa; Arthropoda; Arachnida; Scorpiones; Buthidae
Exons: 10
Coding region: 104-1765 (553 amino acids)
Source: RefSeq, a predicted model, not a curated record
AAUACAGCAUUUUUGACAUUUCAUACUGUUAUAGUAAAUAUGCAUAACUAAAAACUAUAUAUAUAUUAAUACUUAGACAUUUUAUUUCUUUAUUUCUACAGAAAUGAAGCUAAAUGGUGGACCAAAACAAUACAUGCCCCUUCCACAAUCUCAAAGUGAUGAAGAUGAAAAUUCUUUUCUGAAACAAUCAAAACAGUUGUUAGAAACAGAAAAAAAUGGAAUAGCCAAUGGUUGUACAAAAACUGUUGACAAUAAAGAAACCAGCAAUAAUGAAGAAAAACAAUCUAUGUCAACAUUGCGUAAAAUAUUUUUUGUCUUCUCCAUAUUUUUGUGUGUUUUUUUCAUAAUAUUAUUUAUAUGGAUUAUCCCUUGUCAAUUGCCAAUUUUACCAAUUACUGCAGUAACAAAAGAUUGGUCUUUAAAAUUAAAUGAUAUUGAUUUGGUCACGACUCUGUUAUUAGCAAAUAAUCACUUAUUACCACACCCAAUUCUCAUAAUGGGAUUUAAAAAUCAACAAGAUAAUUUAACAGGACUUACAGCAAUAGAUAGUGUCACUGGACAGCAAUUGUGGGUUAAAUACCUUCAUAACAUACCUAUAUAUGGCAAAUUUGGAGAUAUAGAUGCAAAUGGUGAUGGUAUACCAGACUGUUUGAUUUUAGGAGAUGGUGGUUUAUUAUUUGUUAUAAAUGUUACAAAUGGUCAUGAAUUAUGGUACUUCCAUGAUCACACUAAGCUUGAAACACCACCUAUUAUUCUACCACCAGUUUUGUUUCCUUCCUGUGAAAAUAAAGCAAUUUCUGAUCUGAUUGGAAUCAUUUCCGACGAAGAACUUCAACCUUAUUUUGUUAGCAUUAACACUUCUACUGGGUGUCAAAAAAACAAUCCAUUACUAAUUGCAGUAUGUGAUGGGAAGAUGACUGCACUGAAUGUAUGGGAAAGUAACAACAUGACAUCAUUAAUUUUUCAGUGUAAAGAUGAAAUUGGAAAUGUUAAUGUUUGGAGUUUAUCUCGAGAUAUAUAUUGUCAUUUGAAUCAAACUGAUGUUAAUUGGAGAAAGUUAUAUAGUUUAAAAAAUGCAAAAAAUGCCAUCAUUAAACCUAUAGAGAAAAGUAUUGUUAUAGUGGAUGAUGGUAAUGUGAUACUGUUAAAUGAGAUUGACAUAAAAUGGAAAUUAUCUUAUAACUUUACUAAAAUAAGAGCCAUAUUUGAUGGCUAUUUCACAUCUGAAAAAUUAGAAAUUGCACUGGUUAUUCAAGAUAAUGAUGGAAAUUAUAUGUUAAAUAUAAUAAAUUAUGAAAAUAGUACCAUAGUAUGGUCUAAAGACUUUUCCAAGAGUGUUAUUGUGUCUGCCAAAAAAGUUUCUAACAUUUUGCCAAAGAGUGAUGGCAUUCUGUUAAAAUUGAAUUCUCCAUCUACACUUCUGACUGAAAAGUUUGCUAACAGUACUGAUCUACAUUUUCCUAAUACCACAACUGAUGUCUUCACAAAUAUCAAUAUUCUGAAUGAAUCUUAUGCUUUGUUAAUGUGUUGGAAAAGUUUUACUUUUACACCAUUAUUUCAGAAUACGAUUUUGACCAGAUGCGAGAGUCAGUGUUGGCCAAAUUUACAUUUGUCUUACAACACAGGAAUUAUGGUACCAGAAAAGAAUGGAUUAAUCCAAAUUUUGACAGUUUCUUCAACAUUAGUCCCUACCAAUUUUUCAUUUGCCUUUCGUAUCACCCUGGAUAGCACAACUUUCCAAUUUCAGCCAUGUUCAAUGACAUGAAUGUUCAAUUUUAUAUAUUAUUUGUUUUUAAUAAUUUCUAUUGUUUCUCAGGAUUAAUUUAUAACUGAAAACUAGUCAAAUUAAAAGGAUUUAAACAAUUUUUGAUGGAGUAUU